AUGUCUGAAACUCGGCGAUCCACAAGGAUCCGUGAUAAGUCGUCUGCGGCUGAUAAUGAAAGCGAACACAUGGAUUCGAUGGGUCUGGUACAUAUGGAUGAAGACAUCGAUUUUGGCUCCGAUAUCGACAGAGUCACCGUCCAUGACAGUCCCAGGGGCAGUGACGGCGAAGCUUAUAGUGAGGAGGGCGAUGACGAAGAUUACCAGGAGCCCCAAGCUAACAAACGGAAACGUGCUUCUAAGAAAGGCCAAGGUUUGAAGCAGGCAUUCGACAAAAAGAGCUCUAAAAGAGCCAAAGUCUCGACUUCCAAUCUCAACCGAUAUUCGAAGAAAAGUCGCGAAGCUUUCAUCCAAAUGCAACAAGAUUUCGCACCCACGGAGCUUUUCUCGAUCCUGGCAAACUCAGAAGAUUCUUCUUUGGAAGAAUUGGCGAACAGGUGGCUUGAGUCGUACUCAGCUAACAGAACUAAAGCUCUCCAAGAAUUUGUGAACCUGUUGCUCAACUGCUGUGGGUCCCUGGUCCAAGUUCAAGAGCAUGACGUUGCGUCGAAUGACACCGCCAACGAAACCGUAGCGGAGAUACAAAUUAUGUUCCAAAGGCAAGAGCUUCACGAGUCGUAUUUGCUUCUGAGCAAAACACAUAAACGUCGUGCCAAGUACAAGACGUUGUAUCAAAACUAUAUGGAGUUUAUGCAUAAGUUGAUCGAACUCGCAAACGAACAGGGUCUUUUGUAUGAAGAAAAUACUAACUCUCAAGGAGCGAGUCAGUCUCUAAUGUUAGACCUUUUAACUUGGCUGUCCUCCUUUUCGGUAAGCAAAAUUAGGUGUCUACGACACAUUGCGACUCUCUGCAUGUACUCUUUCCAGGACUAUCUGACAGAACUCAGUGUGAGCCUCGAAAACAACUACCUCAUGAAACUUAGACGACAGCUAAGCUUAGAGCAGAAAAAAAAAAGAGCUAAUGCUAAAACUGCUGAAAAACUGGAAAGUACUAUCGCCGAAAUAGAGGCCUCAAAGUCUGAAGUUGAAGUCAGUAUUGACAAUAUCAUCAAGCUGGCCUUUGUGCAUCGAUUCAAAGAUGUCGAUGAAGACAUAAGAGCGGACUCGAUGGUUCAUUUGGCAACUUGGCUGGAGAAAUAUCCCGGCUAUUUUUUAAAGGUCACUUUCCUCAAGUACUUUGGCUGGCUUCUAUCAGAUCUAUCGUCUACCGUACGAUCCCAAGUACUCAAAGUUCUGUUGGAAAUUGUUCGCUUUGACAGCAAGCGUAGCAAGCACAAGGUAGGCAGUGCUGCGCUGAGACAAUUCUUCGAGAGAUUUAAACAAAGAAUCGUUGAAAUUUCGCUCAAAGAUAUCGACAUGCACGUUCGAAUAACAGCGAUUCAAGUGCUGACUCAGAUUAACUCAUUUGGCUAUCUUGAUGACAAUGACAUUUCCCGGGUGUCAAGUCUGCUGUUCACAUACCAGAAAGUUGAUAUCUCGUCAGUCGCCAGGAAUGCUAAACUAUUGAGUGCAGUAGCCAAGUUUUUUGCCACAACACAAAAAGAUAAAAUGGAGACCUUACUUGAAUCGCAUAACUUCCCUUCUAAAUCAAAAGUUCUAAAGCCACACGACAUCGUUCAGGCCGGGUUUUUCAUGAAAAGCUUGACUAAAGCUCUAUCGAGCCAUCUCACGGACGGCAGGGUUGAAUGUUCGGAACAAGAUAGAAAUCGCUUGAUUUUUCAAGCAGCAGAAUUUCUUGAACCGUAUUUUGGAGCAUUAAUUGCCACGAUGUGCCAGUUGUUGACGUUCGAGGGGGACUUCCAGGGGUUUGCUGAUAUUAUGAGUGAAGAAGAAGAGGGCCAAAAAGCACUACUAUUACCAAAUGAGGAUGAUUCUAUUACACAAUAUACUGUAGUUUUAAGUGGCCUCUGUCAUGGCGGGGCCAUUAAAAAGAAUGCUAAUAAGACGGAAAAUGCAGCCAUUGCUAUCCACCAUCUAGCUAAGCUAUUUGCGUCUUUGCCACUACAUUCUGGAAUCGUCAUGCACUAUCUGUUCAGCAUGUACUCACUUUUCACUUACGAGGAAUGGGUGAGUGCCCACUUAGAGUCAGAGUUCCAGCAGGUAAUCGACGCGAUUGUGAAAAACUUCGAUAGAUCGCAGUUUACUAACGAUGAAAGCGACAUUAAACGGUCCUCGUUUGCUCACAUUUUGCAAUUUCACAAAAGCUUGGGCAUACCUCAAAUAAACGACACUUGGAAAAAUCAGGUUGACCAGGUUCGUAUCCCUUUGCAAUUGUUUUUGGAGACAAAAGCUGACUCUUUUGAAGAUACUGAUAUUGACGAGCUCCUCACAAAUGUCUACGAGCUCUACAUCAAUAAACUCGUUCUUUUAGGUAAGGUGGUACCAUUAGAUUUCAAUCAAGAGAUUAUUCGUCUUUUCUUUGACAAGGUAGUCAACAGGUUGCCACUCGUACUACACCUGUUAGAAAAUGAUAGUGUCAAGGCUGUGGACUUUAAGAUUCUCACUUUAGUCGUUACUUGGAGUCUACAGCGUUGGUUUGAAAUUUUACAAAAUAAUCCUGAAGCCAGUCCUUUGUCCAGCCAAGUCCUUCAAAUGGUCUCGAACAUAAUUCAUCAGUUAGCGUACGACUUGAACGAGCUACAAAGCUCCCAAGUCGAUGAACUGCACACUUUGCUGCACAUCAAUUGGACAAUGUGCAACACCUUGUCGGAUUGCAUGAUUGCUUACAAAAUGUUUGAGCUGAACAUCCCUGAGAAAGAUAUUGAGUGGAAGCAAGCAAUACAUCAAGACUACCCAAUAAUUGUGGACCAUUCUUUGGAACAGUCUUUACUUAAUACUUUCUUGUUUUUGGAAAGCUUGAGGGCGAAAGAGUUGGAUGUUCAAUUAGAUCGCCUUGAAGGCGAGGAUGUAAAUCUCAACAGCAUAUCUGAUGAAAACAUGGAAGACAUCGAGAGGGAGCUUUUAGUAUACGUUGUAAAACUAAAGAGCCUUUUGAAUAUUGGCCUUCUCGGCACGGUGUCCAUUGAAAAUCGGAUUUCAUUGAACAAAGAUGCUCUGGGAUCCACAUUUGCUUCCAUCAUAGACGAGACAGCAUUCAGUGGGACCGCUGCUCCGAAGCGGCGUCUGGCUUCUGCAAACCACGAACGACAAGUUUUUGACGACAGAAACGUGGAAAGUGAUCAAGAAUUCGAGACAGGCAGAGAGUCUAAAAGCCAUGCCAUCGUAAUUCCAGCGACUAUUCCUGCAACUAUCCCAGAGGAUGACGAAAAUUGGGAAAAUGCGUCGGAACUACUAUGA
Messenger RNA from Lachancea dasiensis, 3297 nucleotides. The record is from the annotation of a GenBank genome assembly. Lineage: Eukaryota; Fungi; Ascomycota; Saccharomycetes; Saccharomycetales; Saccharomycetaceae.